AUGUCACAAUGGGAGCGCAAGCCAAGAAUUCCCUCUUUGAUGCCAGCAAAAUCGUCUCCGAAUAGCACGCCUAUUCCAACAGUUCCUUUUGUAGUGUUAUGCCUCGUUUGCUUUGGUGAAUUUAGUAGUGCAGGAGUUGCAGGUCCAUUUUUGUUCUUUCAAAUCGAAUCAUUCAACGUUGGGGGUGAAGGCGAAGUGGGCUAUUGGGCAGGAGUGGUAGCCUCAGUUUUCUUCUUUGCUCAAUUUUUAACUUCUUUACUAUGGGCAUCUAUCGCUCAAAAGCAUGGAAGACGUGCAGUUCUUUUGGUCUCUUUGGUUGGCAACUCGAUCUCUCUGAUCUUGUUUGGAAUGUCGACCAAUUUACGUAUGGCGAUCAGUGUUCGUCUAGCACAAGGUUUGUUCAACGGCGCUGUCGGAGUGGCUAAAGGUGCGGUACGUGAUCUUACGGAUGAGACAAACGAAGGUCGUGCUAUGGCUCAAUUGGGAUUUGCUUGGGGAAUGGGCGGUAUUGUUGGACCAUUGAUGGGCGGUCUUUUGUGCAAUCCGACGGAUAAAUUUCCAUGGCUUUUCGGCAAUAAUGAAUUUCUGAAGCAUUAUCCUUACGUUCUUCCUUGCUUAGUCGUUGCCUCUUUCACUGCGACUGGUGCAUUUUUGACGCUGUUCAUCGGCCCUGAUGGUGGGCCAAGGACGGGAGCUAUUCAUUUGCCGGAAAAGCCGGAUAUUGAACGUGCUGGCCAUCGUACUGCUUCAAAUUUAGGAAGCUUUGGACGAACUGCUAGCAAGAAGAUCAGUGGAUAUUUUAAAGGCGGACAAGAUGGCUCUCAUACCCCCACAACCCCCUUGGGUGAAUCGUUGGUCAGCUUGCGAGGUGCAGAAAUGGCGGGCCCAAGUUAUAGCAAUGACGGCUUACCACGAACCUUUACGCAGCAAGUAGAAGACGAAACUGGAGGUCCACCUUCUCCACACGAUUCGGAUGAGGAAGGCACAAUCAUCACCACGACCCGAGCCGGAACGUCUGGAUUUGAUGAUCAUCGUAGACCAGCUUUUGCGCGUAAUCGUCCGCGUCCGAUGUCAAGAACAACAGCACGACAUCGAAGUAUUCUUGGUGGUGGCUCUGCCUAUGGUUAUGAAGGCAAUGCGCCUCUUUCAAGCUAUACAGGAACGGGAGCGGGAGGAGGAGGAAGCGAAAAUCGAAGAAACUCAACGCAGCAGACGUCCACCGGUUUGAUCAAUAAUCGAACAAGCGUUUUAUCCACAACCCAAUAUGCCCCUGAUUUUGAACAAUUGGGUAAUGAAGGAUCAGAUGGAAAGCCCAGACAAUUGAGCUUUGCUCAACGAUUCCUAUUGGCAAAUGAUGAUGCUGUUUUAGGACUGUCGGACCUUUGGGUUGCUGCAGCUAUCAAUAAUGAUGAGACGUAUGCAGACGAUGAAGAUGAUGACUUCGGAUACGACUACGGAGAUGAGGAGGAUACGAUAGACAGAUCUCGUUUAGAAGAAGAGGAAGAAGAAAGAGAAGAGAUUGAUGAUAAUGAAGAUUCUCCCUUGAUGCCUCGCCAUUUACCUCCACUCAAUUUUGCACGUCGCCAUCGUCUGAACUCGACAGGAGCAAGCAGUCGAGGCUCGAGACCGUUUAUGACAAGAAGAGGAAGCAAUAAUAAUCGAAUUCCAAGUGUUUAUAGCAACACAGGCGUUGAAAGUGCACAAAUCGUUCAAGCAUUGCAAAGACCAAUGUCACCUGGAAUUCACUUUGCAGAAGAUGCAAACGGAUCUGGCAUUCAAGGCGCAGGUGCUACUGCUGGCUAUGAUCCAACUUUGGCAGGGAUUCCAGAAUCGGCAAGUGUUUCUGGAACGAUACGAAUAGAUAAAAAUGGUACGAAGUACGGACAAUACGGCGGAGGAGAUCGAUCGCAAAUUUCAUUAGCAGCAACGAGUGUGCAAAGACAACGUGCUAUUGAGGCUCAACAACAAUCUCUAUUACGACAAUUACCUCUAACUUUCAUCGCGCAUUAUGCUUUGUUAAGCCUUCAUUCUUCUACAUUUGAUCAGGUGUUUAUGGCUUAUCUCGUUACACCUUUCAAAUCUGGCGGUCUUGGCUUGACGGCAGCACAUUAUGCAGAAUUAAUUGCAGCUCUGGCAUUCUUUCAAAUUGGAUCCCAAUUCUACUUUUAUCCAAAAGUUGGACCGCCACAGGGAAAAUUUUCUCAUCUUUCAAUGAUGCGUUUAGGCACCAGCUUAUACUUGCCGGUUUACGUCUUGUUUGCUUCUUUGCGUGCAUUCUUGCAUCCAUCCACAGAUGCGAUUGUGAUGUCGUUUAUGAUCUUGUUUGCCUCUUUACGUUUAUUGGCUAAUACUUGCUCUUUCACAUCUGUGAGCAUUUUGAUGAAUGCUACUACACAACCACAUUUGGUUCCAUUGGCAAAUGGCUUAGCACAAACGACAAGUUCGGCGGCACGUUUUGUUGGUCCAUUGGUAGGCGGAAUGUUGUGGGCAAAAGGCGUUGAAGGUGGUUAUGAAACGCAUUCUUGGCCUUUUAACUAUCAUUUGGGAUUCUGGGUGGCUGGUUUGUUGGGAUUCUCUGGCUUUUUACAUUCUUGGCUGAUUCGCUGA
Messenger RNA from Meira miltonrushii, 2607 nucleotides. RefSeq lists its product as uncharacterized. The transcript is spliced from 3 exons. Gene Ontology annotation, molecular function: transmembrane transporter activity. The coding region runs from base 1 to 2607 and encodes 868 amino acids. The record is from RefSeq and is a predicted model, not a curated record. Lineage: Eukaryota; Fungi; Basidiomycota; Exobasidiomycetes; Exobasidiales; Brachybasidiaceae. Gene Ontology annotation, biological process: transmembrane transport. Gene Ontology annotation, cellular component: brush border membrane.